Messenger RNA from Coregonus sp. 'balchen', 18718 nucleotides. The record is from the annotation of a GenBank genome assembly. Lineage: Eukaryota; Metazoa; Chordata; Actinopteri; Salmoniformes; Salmonidae.
CGGGCGGAGACGAAGGAAGGAAGCUGUAAUUGAAAUGCAUGGCGAAUCGUUUGGAUGAUUGAUCAUAUUUAAUUAAUUUGAUCGCACACGCUAUUAACUUCAAUAUUACAAGUUAGCACACAGACUGCAGCUACACAGUGGACUGAUCGGGGCUGAUACUAGCUCAGCCAGCGCAAGGCUAGUAGCAUCAGCUAGUCUGUGUCAGUGUGUGGUGGCAGAGUUUGUUUAACCGUCGUUACCUCCUGCGGCAUGCUGUUAUUAUCAGUGAAGUGAGGACAGCUCGGCUCUUUCAGAUACCUUGUCAUGGAGGACCCCUUUGACAGUGGUAAGGAAUGAUGAUGGCUCUAGCUAGCUGCUCCCCAUACUUUCUAGCCAGCCACAAUUUCUGUAGUAGUUAGCAUUUUAGCUUGCGGACGGUUACCUACAGUACAGAACGUUCCAAGUCAACAAGUGUCAGGCUCUUGAUAGCCAGGCAGCAGUUUUGGUACGGACUAAUCAGCAUUCAUACACUUGUAAUGAUGGGAAUGUUAGCUGAUAGAAACAUAGCUAGCUAUGCCUGGCCUUUGAGUACAGCUAAAUAAAAAUAGCCAGUGUAUCUCUGUUUGCCUGAAUAGACUGGGAUCUUUAGCUUUAGUUAUUCUGUGUUCUCAGUGGCAUUCACUGGGGACACAUUCCCCAGUCGGGCUGAGGUCAGGGUUGACUUUUGACUCUUGUCAGCCGAGGGCCUAUUUAUUUAACCCAUUAAAGGCUAUCUACGUAUCUUAGCCAUCUAAAGAGCAGUAAGGGGCUAAAGGGGCUAAAUGGAAAUCUUAUGACAGCCCAGUUGCAGUUACAGCUGAUAGAAUAUUUCGAUAUUGUUAUGAGGGAAAAUGGGAGCGAAAAGCACAACCAAAGUGAUACUAGUAACCCUAUCAAUCUGUGACACAACCAAAUAUACUUAUAACUAACCCAUCUGUGAUACAACUGUUGAAUUGACUGAAUUGCACUGACACCACAUACUCUUUUUAUGUUUAUUGGGACAUGAUUCUUUCCUUAUUGUUCAGCCUUGUCCUACACUUUGCCAUACCCACUAGGGUAAAAUAUUGGGAACCUUGUUACUGAGAUUUCCCGCCCAAACCCACUCCCCUUUCCCGGGAUAAAUAACUGCGAGAGAACUGUAAAUUAUAAUACAUUAUUUCUAUGAACAGAAUGACCUAAAAUGGCACAGUACAUGUUUUUUUUUUUAAGUAACAAAAAAAAGUAAAUACAGCCGAAAUAUAUUGAUAAAAGUCACACUGUCCGAGAGAGAUUUACAUGUUUAUUAAAACGUCACACCAGGGUAAGCCUACACAAAACACAACCCUUAUUUUAAGUGUUUCUAAAAUCCCCUAUGGGAAAAAUGAAUGGUGGAAAAACAAUUGGAACCAUUUCCCUGUUUGACUGCUAGGUAUUAUGGGUAUUAUGACACCUCCACUGUUGGGCUCUAUUGGAGUCAAUAUAGGCCGGCAUCCCUGUGGAACACUUUUGACACCUUGUAGAGUCCAUGCCCUGACGAAUGUAGGCUGUUCUGAGGGCAAAAGGGGUGCAACUCAAUAUUAGGAUGGUGUUCGUAAUGUUUUGUACACUCAGUGUGUAUAUAGACAUGUCCUAGCCUACCUCUUUCAGGUAAUACAUUCAAUGCAAUAUUAGCCUUAUAUUUAGCUAAUGGAUGAUGGGUUAUGCAUAAGCUUCUAAAUUAUAGCCUCUGUCUCUUGCGCAAUACUCACCUGCACUCCGCUUGCCUGUCUACUUAAAAAACACUCCUUAGCUCUUGGAGUCCCAGGAAAAUCUAGACUAGAGUAGCUUGCUUGACAUUUUUAUUUUAUAAUUUUUAUACUAAUAGACUAUUCAAAGAGGGAUGCAAGCUCUUGUUUGCUGAAUGCGAUGGCGGUAGACUAUAGUAGCUAUUUAUUUAUUAUUUGUGAAGAAAAGUGAUACCGCGCUGCAUCUUAUUCCAGUCCUAUAUUAUUCAAGCAUGUCAUUACAAUGAUGAAGAUAAGGACAACGAAACGUAUUAAAUGUAACUGUUGAAAGCGAGGAAGAAAGCAAGCAACAAUAGAGAGAGAAAGAGGAGGUAGGCUAAUACGCACGUCCUACUAAUUAUAAACAUGUAAAAUAGGCCCUAUUAUCUUUCAAAAUUCAAAUCAAAUUCGCUAGCCUAUAAUUGUAACUUUGUAGGCUGCAUAUCCUGUACCAGCAUCACAUGUUCUCUCCCAGCUUAAUGGUCUGAACGACGUGCGUAAUUCCAGUUCGCAUAAUACAAUACAGUAAAGUAAUACAGUCCAUACUCAAAAAGAUUAGCCUCCUGGAACUUGUUUAAUUUAUUUACCCGAGAGCAUAGCUACAGUGGGGGAAAAAAGUAUUUAGUCAGCCACCAAUUGUGCAAGUUCUCCCACUUAAAAAGAUGAGAGAGGCCUGUAAUCCAGAAAAUCACAUUGUAGGAUUUUUAAUGAAUUUAUUUGCAAAUUAUGGUGGAAAAUAAGUAUUUGGUCACCUACAAUCAAGCAAGACCUGGUCGAUGACCUGAAGAGAGCUGGGACCACAGUCUCAAAGAAAACCAUUAGUAACACACUACGCCGUCAUGGAUUAAAAUCCUGCAGCGCACGCAAAGUCCCCCUGCUCAAGCCAGCGCAUGUCCAGGCCCGUCUGAAGUUUGCCAAUGACCAUCUGGAUGAGCCAGAGGAGGAAUGGGAGAAGGUCAUGUGGUCUGAUGAGACAAAAAUAGAGCUUUUUGGUCUAAACUCCACUCGCUGUGUUUGGAGGAAGAAGAAGGAUGAGUACAACCCCAAGAACACCAUCCCAAUCGUGAAGCAUAGAGGUGGUAACAUCAUUCUUGGGGAUGCUUUUCUGCAAAGGGGACAGGACGACUGCACCGUAUUGAGGGGAGGAUGGAUGGGGCCAUGUAUCGCGAGAUCUUGGCCAACAACCUCCUUCCCUCAGUAAGAGCAUUGAAGAUGGGUCGUGGCUGGGUCUUCCAGCAUGACAACGACCCGAAACACACAGCCAGGGCAACUAAGGAGUGGCUCCGUAAGAAGCAUCUCAAGGUCCUGGAGUGGCCUAGCCAGUCUCCAGACCUGAACCCAAUAGAACAUCUUUGGAGGGAGCUGAAAGUCCAUAUUGCCCAGCAACAGCCCCGAAACCUGAAGGAUCUGGAGAAGGUCUGUAUGGAGGAGUGGGCCAAAAUCCCUGCUGCAGUGUGUGCAAACCUGGUCAAGACCUACAGGAAACGUAUGAUCUCUGUAAUUGCAAACAAAGGUUUCUGUACCAAAUAUUAAGUUCUGCUUUUCUGAUGUAUCAAAUACUUAUGUCAUGCAAUAAAAUGCAAAUUAAUUACUUAAAAAUCAUACAAUGUGAUUUUCUGGAUUUUUGUUUUAGAUUCCGCCUCUCACAGUUGAAGUGUACCUAUGAUAAAAAUCACAGACCUCUACAUGCUUUGUAAGUAGGAAAAUCGGCAGUGUAUCAAAUACUUGUUCUCCCCACUGUAUUUAUAUGCUUUAGAACGAUUUUGGCGGGAAAUACUGGUUUACCCGGGAGAAAAGGGAUUUAUUCUCAGGAUGGAUGGAACAUUUGUAAAUACUGGGAAAAUAUUUAACCCUACUACCCAGGAAAGUGAGGAAACCCAACUCAGAUUGGCUUAGCCCACUGGCUUAUAUGCCAAGGUAAAGCCUAUCUGAGUUGGGUUUAUUUCUAGUGUCAUGCAGGCUGGAUGUGUUUUAUUCUUCCAGUCAUCAUCAGAGGGCUGUUGUAUGUGUGUAUGUAUUAACCAGCGUUCUAAAAUAUGUUUUACUCUUGUGGAUUUGUAUUCCUUUGCUACUACAGGGGAUCGCUCACUGAUAACAACCAAAAUGCAAAGAAUUCCAGUAGUCUGGUCUUUCUGAUUCCUCCCCUGUGUGUAGGUGAAAAUAGCAUUUUCGGGCAAGCGAUCAUAAUCUUCGGCCAAAAAAGACUUCUGGCUUGCCUAAUGGGCAAGUGCCUUUCUCCGACCUUAAUGUCUAUCCCUGCCAAAUGUAAUAGACAUUUGGUGCUAGUUGCAGGUGGAAAUGUUACAUGUAUCUCCUGUAAAUAACAACUAUCAUUGAUAACAUUAGUCAGAAUUGGAUAUGUAGCCCACAAUAUUCUGCUACUCAAAGAUGCUAUAUCCUCUUGUUUUAGUUACUCAGGCCAGGCUAGGCCAGGCUGUGUGUAGUGUUAUUUACAGUCUGUGACUGGUGGCUGCUUUAGCUCAGUGCUCUGUUUAUCUGUUCUAAAAGCACAUCGAGCUGUUGGAGACACACCAAGCUCUUUGCAACAUUCACACUAGCAACUGCAAGUGACACACUCUAGAAGGCAGGCUACAUUAUGUCACAGUUGAGUUUAUCCUACACAACUCAAUCAUAUGUGCCUUUAUUUGCCUCUUAACUCGCUCAACUGGUUGCUUGUUCAGACCUGUAUGUUUGAUAGGGCUCCUUAUCCCCUCUCUGUGGUGUGUGUGCUCAAUCUGAUAAGGACCAGCAAGUUAUUUCUGUAGGCUCAGUAGCACUGACUGUACUCUCCUGCUCUAACUCUGUGCUGUCUGCUUUAUGGCUCAACAGCUUUAUUACAGCAAAUAAAGGGACUUCUGUCUGUUCAGAUUGGAACACUCACUGACACUCACACACACUACUGGUCAAUAGACACAGCUGUCUUUCUCUGUGGGGGCUUUUUCAUUAAAGCUUAAUUGACUAUUUGGAAAAUAUUCCAAGUAUGUUAUUUCAUUAGCCUAGCCUGCUUCAAUUCAGAAUGCACAAGGCCUACGUGAAAAGCCUAACUGAUGGGGAAUCCUGUCCUGGACAUUGUGAGGGCACUAGUAGGCCUACAUAUGGAGCUGAAAUGUCCAGAGGUUAUUCCUUGUUCAGCUGACAGACAGUCAGGUUGUUUUCACUAAAACACAGCUUCACCUACUUGGCCUUAUACGCCCUGAGGCCCCAGGUAGUCCUGGUCUGGGCCCUGCCUGGGGUAGACCUGGGGUAAGCCUAGUCCUAGCACAACUGGCCUCCAACUUCAGGUCUGUGUGGCUCUAGCUAAGUUGUGUAGGCUAUAGGAUAAACAUCUAUGUCUGUGGCUCUGAGUCUGUUUCUGUGUUUAUUUGGUGAAAACAGGAAAAGUGUGGUGAGCUGUUGCUGACAUUUUCUGUUUCACUGCUGCUUACGCUACAGCCCUUGCUGUUUCAGUUUGAGGUGCUCUCAUUUUGGUCUGAAUAACAGAUACCACAUUUAUAGCACAGCCUCAUUUGACACUAACAUGGCAUUAGGUCUGUCUGGUUGGUGUGAGUCAGAAUAAUCUGAUAAGGUUGCUUUGGUUCUUAUUUUGAUCUGGGUAUUAUUACAUAUUCAGCUCCAUAUCUAGGCCUAUUAUUAGGAGCAGGACUGGCUGCAGCGCUGCAGACCUCAUGAUCUCUGAAUCAGGACUAUAUCUGCUGCAGGAAGGGAUAGAGGAAACUCAGAUGGCUUCAGUUAGCUUUCUCCUAUUCACUGGGCCCUACCAACACGCACGCUUUCUCACAAUGGAAAACACACAAUGGAACGUACUAGGUGUAUGAGAUGGCUUUGUUUAGUGUUGUCAUUAGUUAUGAUGAUGAAACUAGCUAGCUCUUCACUUAGCCUACACGGUACACACACGAUUCACAGACACACACUGGGACUUCAGAAGACUUGGUCUUAUUACAGGAGAGAACGGCGCCCUUUACCAAGAGGCGCAAUGGGACAUUUUAUACAGUUUGACUACUGUUGUUAUUAUUGAAUUAGAGCGAGUUGAGCAUUUCUCUGUUUGUUUGUAGAGACACAGGGGAGAAUCAAUAGAAAGGGAGCCACACACACGCACAUUUUAUUGAACGUGUGUGUGUGUGUGUCUGUGUGUGUAUAUAUUAACCUUUUGUUUGUUUGUGUGUGUAACCAGAGCGAGCGUCCCUGCCCAGGAACAUGAUAGAGAACAGUAUGUUUGAGGAGGAACCUGACGUGGUGGACCUGGCCAAAGACUCAACAGCCUUCCCGGUAAUUACAUACUAUGCAACACUGACAUUAACCCAUCCACCCAUCAGUAGUCCCCUCUCUUCUAACUGUUAGAGUUUUUCCAGAUUUUCAUAUCUCGCGUUCUCUCUCUUUUAUUUUCUCUCUCUCUCUCUUCCACCUCCCUCCUCCAGGCGUUGGAACCAGAUGAGGUGGUGUACGAGCCCCAUUGCUCCCGUCUGCUGGUGCGAGGUCUGGGAGAGAACGACCUGGACGAUGAGGAGGAUGACUAUGAGUCGUCAGCCCGCCUACUGGGCAUGUCAUUCAUGAACAGAAGCUCCACCCACAGUCCUAGCUCCUCCCCUUACAACAGACAGGCUCCACCCAGGUCCUUUUUACUUUUCAAAUCAAACUUUAUUUAAAGUGAAUUUAAACAUCCCAGUACACUUUACAGUAAAUGAAAAACAAUAACAUUAACAAUACUAAAGAUAAAUAUUAUAUUUAUAGAUUAAUAAAUACAGUUUUUUUGUUUUUGGCCAGGUCAUGUUCCCGCCCCUCAGCUCGUAUGCUGGUGGUGGGCGUGUUCAUCUUGGUACUGGUCGCAUCCAUGGCGAUGGUUCUCUACUUCCUGCCUGGCUGUACUUUCACUAAGGUAGGGGUGUGUGUGUUGGAGUAUCGGGUGUAUGUGAAAAGUGUGUGGCUCCUGCAUUGGCCUCCACAGCCACGGGAAGUGGCACCAGUGCCAAAAAGUCAAGAUAGUGUGUGUAUAUAUACAGUGCCUUCAGAAAGUAUUCAUACCCCUUGACCUAUUCCACAUUUUGAUGUGUUACAGCCUGAAUUCAAAAUGCAUUAAAUUGUCUCGUAGCCCUGCACGUUGAUCUGGUACUGGUACUCCCUGUAUAUAGCUCCAUUCUUGUGUAUUUUAUUUUAUUCCUCUUGUGUUAGUUACUAUUUUAUUUUGUAUUAUUUAUUUUUUUACUCUGUAUUGUUGGGAAAGGUUCGUAAGCAAGCAUUUCACUGUCAAGUCUACACCAGUUGUAUUUGGCGCAUGUCAUAAAUACAAUUUGAUUUGAUUUGAAAUAUGCUUUUUUUCACCCAUCUACACACAAUACCCCAGAAAUUCUAGCAAAUUUAUAGAAAAAUUAAAUACAGAUAGCACAUUUACAUAAGUAGUCACACCCCUGAGUUAAUACAUUAGAAUUAGAAGAGUUAGAAUCACCUUUGGCUGCGAUUACAGCUGUGAGACUUUCUGGGUAAGUCUCUAAGAGCUUUGCACACCUGGAUUGUACAAUAUUUGCAGAUUAUUCUUUUUAAAAUUAUUCAAGCUCUGUUUUAGGUUAUUGUCCUGCUGAAAUGUGAAUUUGUCUCCCAGUGUCUGUUGGAAAGCCGACUGAACCAGGUUUUUCUCUAGGAUUUUGCCUGUGCUUAGCUCUAUUCCGUUUCUUUUUAUCCUAAAAAACUCCCUAGUCCUUGCCGAUGACAAGUAUACCCAAUACAUAAUGCAGCCACCACUAUGUUUGAAAAUAUGAAGAGUUGUACUCAGUGAUGUGUUGGAUUUGCCUCAAACAUAAUGCUUUGUAUUCAGGACAUAAAGUUAAUUUCUUUGCCACAUUUUUGCACUUUUACUUUAGUGCCUUAUUGCAAACAGGAUGCACGUUUUAUAAUAUUUUGUAUUAUGUAUAGGCUUCCUUAAUUUCACUCUGUCAUUUAGGUUAGUAUUGUGGAGUAACUACAAUGUUGUUGAUCCAUCCUCAGUUUUUUCCCUAUCACAGCCAUUAAACUAUGAAACUGUUUUAAAGUCACCAUUGGACUCAUGGUGAAAUCCCUGAGCAGUUUCCUUCCUCUCCGGCAACUGAGUUCGGAAGGACGCCUGUAUCUUUGUAGUGACUGGGUGUAUUGAUACACCAUCCAAAGUGUAAUUAAUAACUUCACCAUGCUCAAAUGGAUAUUCAAUGUCUGCUUUUAAACAUUUUACCCAUCUACCAAUAGGUGCCCUUCUUUGUGAGGCAUUGGAAAACCUCCCUGGUCUUUGUAGUUUAAUCUGUUUUUGAAAUUCACUGUUCGACUGAGGGACCUUACAGAUAAUUGUAUGUGUGGGGUACAGAGAUGAGGUAGUCAUUCAAAAAUCAUGUUAAACACUAUUAUUGCACACAGAGAGAGUCCAUGCAACUUAUUAUGUGACUUGUUAAGCACAUUUUUACUCCUGAACUUAUUUAGGCUUGCCAUAACAAAGGGCUUGAAUGCUUAUUGACUCAAGACAUUUCAGCUUUUCAUUUGUAAUUAAUUUGUAAAAAUGUCUAAAAACAUAAUUCCACUUUAUAAUAAUAAUAAUAAUAAUAUGCCAUUUAGCAGACGCUUUUAUCCAAAGCGACUUACAGUCAUGUGUGCAUACAUUUUUACGUAUGGGUGGUCCCGGGGAUCGAACCCACUACCCUGGCGUUACAAGCGCCAUGCUCUACCAAUUGAGCUACAGAGGACCACGGAGGACUUUGACAUUCUGGGGUAUUGUGUGUGUGUGUAGGCCAGUGACACAAAUUCUGAAUUUAAACCAUUUAAAAUUCAGGCUGUAACACAACAAAAUCAAAGGGUGUGAAUACUUUCUGAAGGAACGGUGUAUAUUCACUGUGUUGAUCCUCUUUCUCCCCAGGCUGGCUGUGGUAAGGCUAACUCCUCCACUCCUAUGGAGCCGGCCUAUCCUAACAGCGCUAAUGGGGAUCUGUUUCCCUGGAAUGAGCUCCGCCUCCCAGCCAGCGUACGGCCUGUGAACUACGACCUCUCCUUGACCCUUAACCUGACUUCCAUGACCUUCACCGGCCGCACCGUCAUCAACAUGACGAUACAACACAACACCAAGCGCAUCGUUCUGCACAGCUCUGAACUCAUUAUCACCAAGGCAACCUUCCAGGUAGCUAAUGAUCAGCCUUACCAUUGCUAUUUAAUCGAAAAUAAUAUGAAGAGAUAUACAUCUUUAUAGGUUUAGAUUUUUAACUGUAAUUAUUAUUAUAUUAAUGCACAGUGUGUAACUUAAUUACUAGCAGUGUAGAGAGAAUAAGAUUUGCUUCCCCUGAGGAGUUAAAUUAUGUUUUACCUAGAUAAUUAUGUUUUCCCUUGCGAAAUAAUGUUUUGACCUAGUUAGAUUAUGUUUUACCUUAUUAAAUGCUGUUUUUACUGUAACCCUUCCAGGUUGGAGAGGAUAAGAGUGUUGAGGUCAAGGUGUUGGAGUAUAAGCCGUGGCAGCAGAUAGCUGUCAGCUUCCCAGAGGAUCUGAAGGCAGGCCAGGUGUGUGUGUUAACGUUGGACUACACAGCCAACCUCUCACACACCUAUGACGGCUUCUACAACAGCUCCUACAACGACAAGACUGGAGCCAAGAGGUAAGCAAAACUAUUUAAAAACACUAAAAACUAUUUACUAAAAAAUAACAACUUAACUCAGGGUGAAUGCAGUGAGAUUCAUUCUGUAAUGGUGUGUAAACUUGACAAUGUUUGUUGACAUGUAAUAAACUACAACUCCAGUUUGAGCCUAGUCCUUGCUAGUCCUUGCUCUCUGUGAGUGACCCUGGCCACCCCCUCCUCAGGGUCCUAGCUGCCACUCAGUUUGAGCCCCAGGCUGCCAGGAAGGCCUUCCCCUGUUUUGACGAGCCAGCCUUUAAAGCCACCUUCCUGGUCAGGAUCACCAGGGAGCCUGGAUACAUCACUCUGUCCAACAUGCCCCAGGUACAAUGUGUGUGUGUACUCGCUAGCGCGCUCGAGAGUUUGCGUGCACCAGUGUUUUUAAGUGGUAAACAUGCAUCAAUACAUUACAAAAGCAAAUACAUGAUGUGUUGAUUGGAGACACUUGCCAGUGUGUUAACCAUCUGUUAAUAUGACUGUGUUGUGUUCCCCAGGCUAAGACUACUACAUUACCCAGCGGCCUAUUGGAGGAUGAGUUUGAGCAGACUAGUGUUAAUAUGAGCACCUACCUGGUGGCCUUCAUCGUAGCUAACUUCACCAGCGUCACUAGAAACGUCUCCAAUACACUGGUACGUACAGAAUCCCUGCCUCACAAUCUAUUCACACUAUUUCUAUUGCCUGCAACACACUGGAAUGCAGAUAGCUGUCAAGUGUUUCCCCGGUGGCCACUACACCCCCCCCCCCCCCUACUCUGUGCCUAUCCCCCUAUUUUGGGAUCUAUUGUAUUUAUUCAGUUUCUAUGGUUUGUGUGUUCUAGGUGUCAGUGUACUCUGUGCCAGAGAAGAAGGAACACACACACUAUGCUCUGGACACAGCCUCUAAGCUGCUGCAGUUCUACAACACCUUCUUUGAAAUCGACUACCCUCUGAGGAAACUAGGUGAGAGGUGACACAAGACACAACACACAGACACUCAGCCCUCACACAAUAAACUCAACUGAUGAACACGUUUUACAUGUACAGUGCAUUCGGAAAGUAUUCAGACCCCUUGACCUUUUCCACAUUUUGUUACGUUACAGCCUUAUUCUAAAAAUAACAAUUUAAUCCAUUUGAAAAUGUGAGGGAAAAGUGUAAUGUUUUCGAUAAUGAGACACUAAAUAUGUAUUGGUAUUUACCCCUCCACCAUUCCGUCCCUCUCUCUCUACUCUUCCUUCCCUCUCUCUCCCUCCUCCAGACCUGGUUGCUAUCCCAGACUUCCUGGCGGGAGCGAUGGAGAACUGGGGUCUGAUCACCUUUAGAGAGACCAGCCUGCUGGUGGGAAACCAGUCCUCUCCUCUUGACAAACAACUCAUUGCUAACGUCGUAGCCCACGAGCUCGCUCACCAGGUAUGUGUUUGUCUGAUGUGUGUGUGUGUGUGUGUGUGGGUGGGUGUGUAGACCAUUACAAGGUGAUGGAACAUAUGUGUAUGUAUCUCAGCAGUCUUAAUGCUGUUUUGAUGUUUGGUUAAGAAGUGCUGCUGUUUUAUGCCGUUGCUAUAACAGUGCUGUAAUGCUCUUAUGAUAGUGUUAUAAAGCUGUCAUAAAACUGUUCUAAUUCUGUUGUGAUGUUGUGUGUCAGUGGUUUGGGAACCUGGUGACGAUGCGUUGGUGGAAUGACCUGUGGCUGAACGAAGGCUUUGCCACCUAUUGGCAGUACACGUCCCUAAUGACAGAGUUCCCACAGCUGGAGCUAGUAAGUAGCACCACGUCACACAUGCAAGUGCUGUAGAAGGGGUCAAUGUAGAUUUAGAUGGCCAUGGAAUAAUAACCUGUCUUCUCUGUCUCCAGGGCAAUUCGUUCCUGGGGGUGCGGUUUAAGGCGAUGGCCAAAGAUUCUGUAAACUCCUCCCACCCAGUGUCAGAGUCGUCCCAGGUGACCACACCUGAACAGGUGUCUGAGAUGUUUGACUCUGUCACCUAUGAGAAGGUACAAUCUUUGGGCUUACCUUACAAAUGUGCUUAAAAGUUAAUUGAUUAGUAGUGUGAAUGAUAUUGCUGCUAUAGUCACAUCAGUAAUGUGUCUCUCUGUGUCUGUCUGUGUGUCUGUGUGUGUCUCUAGGGUGCAUCCCUCCUGCUGAUGUUGAACUCCACUCUGCCAGACGGUCAGUUCAGGAAAGGACUCAUCGAUUACCUGAAUAAAGGAUCUAACACUGUUACUGAAGACCUCUGGAACAGCCUCACACAGGUAGGUGUGGUCUGUCUGAGACACUCUGUCUCUUACAGUUAAUCUCUGUUUCCUUAUUAGUUAUUUUCACAGGUUCCUUAUUUUGCUCCUGUAAAAUCUGCCGCCAUAUCCUUCCUCUUGUCUGUUGUAUUAGUACUACUGAUGGUGAUACUCCAUAUCUCUCCCAUGGUGAUGAGUAGUCAUAUUAGUAGAUUAUUUAUAUUUGUCAUUGAUUAUUUAUGAUUAUUGAUGAUUGUUGGUUCUGGAUGUUCCAGGCCCAGGUGCUUCCCCAGCAGGAGAGUGUGUCAGACAUGAUGAGAACAUGGACGCUGCAAAAAGGCUUCCCAUUGGUCACCGUCAGCCGCAAGGCUGGUCAGGUGACCCUCACACAGGAACACUUCCUGCUCUCCGCAGACAAUGCCACUUACACCUCUAGGUGAGACAUGCACGAACACACGCACGCACGCGCACACACACACACACACACACACACACACACUCACACCAACAUUUCUUUGUGUUCUUCUCAGCCUGUGGCAUAUCCCCGUGACAUAUGUGAAUGACAGCUGUAGCUCUGCGCCUUCCUGCAGACAGAUCUUCCAUCUGAGAAAUAAGACAGGUAAAUAAUAGGACAGGUAACUAAUAAGACAGAUAAAGAAGACAGGUAAUUAAAAGACAGGUAAAUAAUAAGACAGGUAAAACUCUGUGCAUUCAGCUGUGUAGUUGUCAGUGAGCUUGACUAACUUUUUGAAUUGUCCAAUUCAGCACAAGUAAGCCUUUAUGACUUUAUGAUUUUAAUUGCUUGUGAUACAUGUAUAUAUAUAUAUGUAUAUGUACAGUGGAAAAGUGGUGCGUGCAUAUGUAUUUACGCCCUUUGCUAUGAAGCCCCUAAAUAAGAUCUGUUGCAACCAAUUACCUUCAGAAGUCACAUAAUUAGUUAAAUAAAGUCCACCUGUGUGCAAUCUAAGUGUCACAUGAUCUGUCACAUGAUCUCAGUAUAUAUACACCUGUUCUGAAAGGCCCCAGAGUCUGCAACACCACUAAGCAAGGGGCACCACCAAGCAAGCGGCACCAUGAAGACCAAGGAGCUCUCCAAACAGGUCAGGGACAAAGUUGUGGAGAAGUACAGAUCAGGGUUGGGUUAUAAAAAAAUAUCUGAAACUUUGAACAUCCCACGGAGCACCAUUAAAUCCAUGAUUAAAAAAAUUGAAAGAAUAUGGCACCACAACAAACCUGCCAAGAGAGGGCCGCCCACCAAAACACACAGACCAGGCAAGGAGGGCAUUAAUCAGAUAGGCAACAAAGAGACCAAAGAGAACCCUGAAGGAGCUGCAAAGCUCCACAGCGGAGAUUGGAGUAUCUGUCCAUAGGACCACUUUAAGCCGUACACUCCACAGAGCUGGGCUUUACGGAAGAGUGGCCAGAAAAAAGCCAUUGCAUUGCUUAAAGAAAAAAAUAAGCAAACACUUUUGGUGUUCGCCAAAACGGCAUGUGGGAGACUCCCCAAACAUAUGGAAGAAGGUACUCUGGUCAGAUGAGACUAAAAUUGAGCUUUUUGGCCAUCAAGGAAAGCGCUAUGUCUGGCGCAAACCCAACACCUCUCAUCACCCCGAGAACACCAUCCCCACAGUGAAGCAUGGUGGUGGCAGCAUCAUGCUGUGGGGAUGUUUUUCAUCGGCAUGGACUGGGAAACUGGUCAGAAUUGAAGGAAUGAUGGAUGGCGCUAAAUAAAGGGAAAUUCUUGAGGGAAAUCUGUUUCUGUCUUCCAGAGAUUUGAGACUGGGAUGGAGGUUCACCUUCCAGCAGGACAAUGACCGUAAGCAUACUGCUAAAGCAACACUGGAGUGGUUUAAGGGGAAACAUUUAAAUAUCUUGGAAUGGCCUAGUCAAAGUCCAGACCUCAAUCCAAUUGAGAAUCUGUGGUAUGACUUAAAGAUUGCUGUACACCAGCGGAACCCAUCCAACUUGAAGGAACUGGAGCAGUUUUGCCUUGAAUAAUGGGCAAAAAUCCCAGUGGCUAGAUGUGCCAAGCUUAUAGAGGCAUACCCCCAAGAGACUUGCAGCUGUAAUUGCUGCAAAAGGUGGCUCUACAAAGUGAUAGGCAUGUUGUGUAAAUCAAAUGAUACAAACCCCCAAAAAAUCCAUUUUAAUUCCAGGUUGUAAGACAAGAAAAUAGGAAAAAUGCCAAGGGGGGGGGGGGGGGGGGGUGAAUACUUUCACAAGCCACUGUAUAUGCAGUACCAGUCAAAAGUUUGGACACACCUACUCAUUCAAUAGUUUUUCUUUAUUUUCUACUAUUUUCUACAUUGUAGAAUAAUAGUGAAGACAUCAAAACUAUGAAAUAACACAUAUGGAAUCAUGUAGUAACCAAAAAAGUGUUAAACAAAACAAAAUAUAUUUGAGAUUUGAGAUUCUUCAAAUAGCCACCCUUUGCCUUGAUGACAGCUUUGCACACUCUUGGCAUUCUCUCAACCAGCUUCAUGAGGUAGUCACCUGGAAUGCAUUUCAAUUAACAGGUGUGCCUUGUUAAAAGUUAUUUUGUGGAAUUUCUUUCCUUCUUAAUGCUUUUGAGCCAAUCAGUGGUGUUGUGACAAGGUAGGGGUGGUAUACAGAAGAUAGCCCAUUUGGUAAAAGACCAAGUCGAUAUUAUGGCAAGAACAGCUCAAAUAAGCAAAGAGAAACGACAGUCCAUCAUUACUUUAAGACAUGAAGGUCAGUCAAUCCGGAAAAUCUCAAGAACUUUGAAAGUUUCUUCAAGUGCAGUCGCAAAAACCAUCAAGCGCUAUGAUGAAAUUGGCUCUCAUGAGGACCGCCACAGGAAAGGAAGACCCAGAGUUACCUCUGCUGCAGAGGAUAAGUUCAUUAGAGUUACCAGCCUCAGAAAUUGCAGCCAAAAUAAAUGCUUCACAGAGUUCAAGUAACAGCCACAUCUCAACAUCAACUGUUCAGAGGAGAUUGCGUGAAUCAGGCCUUCAUGGUCGAAUUGCUGCAAAGAAACCACUACUAAAGGACACCAAUAAGAAGAAGAGACUUGCUUGGGCCAAGAAACACGAGCAAUGGACAUUAGACCGGUGGAAAUCUGUCCUUUGGUCUGAUGAGUCCAAAUUUGAGAUUUUUGGUUCCAACUGCCGUGUCUUUGUGAGACGCAGAGUAGGUGAAAGGAUUAUCGCCGCAUGUGUAUUUCCCACCGUUAUGGUGUGAGGUGGCUUUUCUGGUGACACUGUCUGUGAAUUAUUUAGAAUUCAAGGCACACUCAACCAGCAUGGCUACCACAGCAUUCUGCAGCGAUACGCCAUCCCUUCUGGUUUGCGCUUAGUAGGGACAAUAAUUUGUUUUUCAACAGGACAAUGACCCAACACUCCUCCAGGCUAUGUAAGGGCUAUUUGACCAAGAAGAGAGUGAUGGAGUGCUGCAUCAGAUGACCUGGUCUCCACAAUCACCCAACGUCAACCCAAUUGAGAUGGUUUGGGAUGAGUUGGACCGCAGAGUGAAGGAAAAGAAGCCAACAAGUGCUCAGCAUAUGUGGGAACUCCUUCAAGACUGUUGGAAAAGCAUUCCUCAUGAAGCUGGUUGAGAGAAUGCCAAGAGUGUGCAAAGCUGUCAUCAAGGCAAAGGGUGGCUACUUUGAAGAAUCUCAAAUUUAAAAUAUAUUUUUAACACUUUUUUGGUGACUACAUGAUUUCCAUAUGUGUUAUUUCAUAGUUUUGAUAUCUUCACUAUUAUUCUACAAUGUAAAAAAAAUAGUAAAAAUAAAGAAAAACCCUUGAAUGAGUAGGUGUGUCCAAACUUUUGACUGGUACUGUAGUAGUUAGUGAUAUUUGGCCUGCUGAUUGUAUGCUCUGAGGUUCUCGGUAAGAGCAUGAUCAUGUGUCUGAGUGCAUUGUUCUGUGUUUCCCACUUAGCUACUCUGAAGGUGUCAGACAGUGUGAAGUGGCUGAAGUUGAACUACAUGAACACGGGCUUCUAUAUAGUUCACUAUGGAGACGAGGGCUGGGCCACUCUCAUAGAUGCUCUAAAGACUGAUGUCAACACACUCACACCCCAUGACCGCGCUUCGCUCAUACACAACAUCUUUGCCCUGUCCAGGUCAGUGUGUGUGUUUGUACUGUGGCAUGGUACGCUCAAUGGUAAUACUAGCAAAUAUUUUUUAUUGGAGGCCUGUCUUAAUACUCUGUCUGGACUUGUACGAUUACGUGAAUGUCUGUAUUUUAGAUCUUAUGGAUGCUCCACUGCACAGAGAAUAGGCAACAGAUACAAAUAGAUAGAAUUGAUUCAGAUCUAUUGUCAAUUUUUUUCUUCUCUCCCUCUCAUCAGGCUGGGUCGUGUGUCCUUCCGUCAGGUUCUCAGUCUGUUGGAUUAUGCCACCAAUGAGACUGAGACUGCUCCUCUGACAGAGGCCCUGUCACAGCUCAGCUCUGUCUACAGACUACUGAACAAGAGACAGGAGCUAAGACUGGUGGCCCGCAUGAAGGUAAAUGCACUCACGCACACACACACACUAGAUUGUCAGGUACCUUGUUUUGGAGCCUAGUCCCACCAUUUGGGACAAACUGACUGUGCUAACUUUCUCUUUGUAAUGUGUGUUUCAGGCAUACGUCUGCAGUCAUUUUGGCCAGCUGAUGGACAGUCAGGACUGGGGAGAGGAGGAGAGUGUGUCCAGACUGGAGCUGAGGUCAGCCCUGCUAGAGAUGGCCUGUAGUCUGGGACGGCAGAACUGUACUGACCAGGCCAUGGCCCUCUAUGACCAGUGGACCAACUCCAACCACACCAAACAGUAGGUACACACACCAACUGACUUAAGAGUUUAUAUAUAAGAAAGACGGAGGCACAACUUUUGCUGGUUUAAAACAAAUAUAUACUUUUAGAUUUUUUGGCCACCAUGGUCAUCAUCAGUAAUAAAGCCAGAGAUCUAUUCUAUAGUGAUCUUGUGGUGAUCUGUUGUGUCUCCUCCAGGAUCCCGGGUGAUCUGCAGCGAGUAGUGUUCUCUGUAGCGGCCAAGUCUGACCUCGGUUGGCGUUCUCUCAUGGAGGCCUACAGUUCCUCCACCUACGACUCUGAGAAACGCAAGAUACUGCAGGCCCUGGCCUCCACACAGGACCCACAAAGCAUCGUAUGGUAAGGGAGAGAGUGUGUGUGGGUCCAUGGUACUUAAUCAAUCAAUUGACAGACAGAUUAACUGGCCAACUAAACCUCUACCCAGAGUUUGUGCAGAGCGACAUACAGCUGGACUCAAGCUGAGCUUCCCCCUGAAGCUAGGACAGAAGAGUCCCUUCCCAUCUUCCCGAAAACAUCUGAAACCCUACCUCUUCAAAGAGUAUCUUAAAUAAUCCCACAGCGCACCCCUCCCCCUCGCACCCGCUCCUCAUGCCCGAUGCUUUCGUGAACUAACAUUCGCACUUGACUUACUAGCUCUGACUAGCUGAUAACUACUUUAUUGGGGGAAAAUGUACUUACUGUGAGAUGUGGUUGUCCCACCUAGCUAUCUUAAGAUGAAUGGACUAACUGUAUGUCGCUCUGGAUAAGAGCGUCUGCUAAAUGACUAAUAUAUCAAAUGUACUCAAGCUGUGCACAGAUAUGUUUGUUGCGGCCUGUGGUGUGUGUCUCAUCACUCUAAAUACCACCUCCUUCAGGAUUCUCAGCGCGGGGCUCGAGGGAGGGAUUAUCCAGACCCAGGAGCUGCCAUUGGUCAUCAGCACCAUGAGCGACGGCUUCGCUGGCCACUUGUUCGUCUGGGACUUUGUCAAAGAGAACUGGGACAGGAUCAUAGAGAAGUGAGUGCCACCUUAUGAAUAAGAUAAAUUAUACACUGAGUAUAUUAAGAACACCUGCUCUUUCCAUGACAGACUGACCAGGUGAAAGCUAUGAUCCCUUAUUGUUGUCACCUGUUAAAUCCACUUCAAUCAGUGUAGAUGAAGGGGAAGAAACAGGUUAAAGAAUGAUUUUUAAGCCUUGAGACAAUUGAGACAUGGAUUGUGUAUGUGUGCCAUUCAGAGGGUGAAUGGGCAAGACAAAAUAUUUAAGUUAUUUUGAACGGGGUAUGGUAGUAGGUGCCAGGAGCACUGGUUUGUGUCAGGAACUGCAACGCUGCUGGGUUUUUCACGCUCAACCGUUUCCCGUGUGUAUCAAGAAGUCAACAUGGGCCAGCAUCCCUGUGGAAUGCUUUUGACACCUUGUAGAGUCCAUGCCCCAACGAAUGGAGGCUGUUCUGAGGGCAAAAGGGGGUGCAACUCAAUAUUAGGAAGGUGUUCCUAAUGUUUGGUAUACUCAGUGCACAUUUAUAUACUUACAGCAUCAACCUACAGAACAGUGGACCCAAAAACAAUACAGUUUCCCAAUCGAUAUCAGUGGGCCUGUUUCGAUUGGCUAUUAUGGAGCCUAGCCUGUUUCGAUUGGCUCUUAUGGAGAAGUGGCCUAUUUUUAUUGGCUGUUGUGAAUAAAUGGUCUGUUUUUGGCUGUGUGUGUGUAGGUUCCCAGUGGGGUCCUAUCCCAUCCAAAGCAUCAUCAAGUCCACCACCUCCCAGUUCUCCACUCAGACACACCUGGAGGAGGUGAGCUUAUACCUCAGAACCAUGCCGACUGUAUAUCAUGUGUCUGUGUAUCAGGUGCGUAGUGCAUGUGUAUCUUCUCUCAUGUCAACUGUGUGUGUGUGUGUGUAGGUCCAGGGUUUCUUCUCCAGUCUGAAGGAGCGGGGGUCUCAGAUGCGUAGCGUCCAGGAGGCUUUAGAGACCAUCGAACUGAACCAGCUCUGGAUGGACAGGAACCUCCCAACACUCAGACACUGGCUCUAACAUGGCCGCUUGGCAACUGUCGCUCCUGGCAACCAGCUCCGUGGGGCCAUGUUGGCAUGGCAACAGCAGUGUUUGCACUAUACUAGGGCUUGUCUCAAAUGACAUCAUAUUCCCCAUAUAGUGGCUACUUUUUUUCACUAUGGUCAGAAGUAGUGCACUAUAUACGGAACAGGGUGUCCUAGGAGUUGUAGUAGCCAGCUCAGGGUUGCUCUCCAGAUUGUGUAUCAGACCCCGUAUCAGCUCUCUCUCUAUGCUGUCGACCAAAUCUUCACACAGCUUUCAUCAUAACACCAUGCCUGGACACACAGCAGUGCGUCUUUCUUUCAAACGCAACGUGCUUCACAUUGUAUGGAGGU